This is a messenger RNA of Didymodactylos carnosus, 2752 nucleotides long. The record is from the annotation of a GenBank genome assembly. NCBI's taxonomy places the organism in Eukaryota, Metazoa, Rotifera, Eurotatoria, Philodinida, Philodinidae.
CGUUUUAAAAAACUAUGCUCUAUAGAGUCCUCUUUCCAUAUACGAAAAUCACAGUUCUCUAGCUUUUACUAUUCAAAAGUUAUUCAGAAAAUACCCAUAUACCAUCCUUUUUUUGGAUGGACAAUAGUUGAGUGAGUGUGACGAGGGUAUAAAAGAAAGAGAAAAAAUAAACUUUAGAUUGAUACAAAACGAACCAGAAGUUCAGUUUUUGGUAGUAGUCCAAAAUCAUCAUCGUCAUCAUCUGAUGUGAUUCUUGAUGUUGUUCUUGCUGUUGGCAAAACUGUUGAUCUGUCAGCUGGUAGUCGAACCGCAUUUUUAAACAAUCACCAUGUAUCAUCACUCUGUGCUGAAGUCAUAUGUGAUCUUGGAUCAUCCGACAUAGUGGAUGAUGAUGAAAUUCUUGCUGUUCUAGAUUUUUUAGACAAAUUCAGUCUGAUGAUAUCUUGCAGAUUUUUCUUGGAUAUGAUUGAUGGUACGGAUACACCUAACCAUUUCCAUAUUAAAACCAAUUGCUGCCUCGUUUCUGUUUUGGCUGAUAUUGAAGAAUGAUUACAUUUUUGCGACUUUAACGACGACAGUUGUGCCUUUUUUUUCGUACACGAUUGUAUACCAUAUUCUGUAUCGGUUAAAAGCUGAAUGAUUUAAGAAUAUUAAAGUAGUACCAAAUUAAUACUCAGAAAUUAUAGGAUAGAAAUUAUAGAGACUAUGAAAGAUAGAAAAUUAUGUAAAGUGAUUGAAUACAGAAAUUCUCUGUAACUAAGAACAACCGUAGUUACCGAUGGAUGCAGCGGCUAAAAUACAAAAUAGCAGAUACAUUCGUUCUCGCAUGAACAACAGUUACGGAUAGCCCCCCUCUUCUUUGAAAACAUUUCAGAUGUUGUGCUGUGCAAAGCCAAAGAGAGUAAAGUACGGGCUACAAAAUGAGACGACUCUCAGCACUCCACGACUUUUCUUCAAAAAGUUAUAAGCUUUUUAAUUUUUUCCUUUAAAGCCUAAAAGACUCAAUUUUUUAAUUUCAUAAACUUUUCUCUCCUUUUCUGUACAUUCAGAAUUUUUCUUUCCCAUAGUCUGAUAGAAGAAAGUAUUUUAUUCACAAUGAGGUGUUUCCUAGAAUUUUCUGAUGAAUUUUUGUGGAGAUACGAGCCUUACGACAAAUGCCGUGAAAAAAGUAGCCUAGGUACAAAAUGCGUUUUUUCUCGAAAACUAUUUUUUUGCUACCGGGCUUCAUUGGACCACAUUACCACCCUGCCCGUACAUUUUGCAUUAACUAUCUACAGAGGAUUGAUUCAGAUAAUUACAAAAUAAUGAAUGAAAUGAUAUAAAUUCAUGUAAGCUGUUUAUAAAAGAAUCACUAGUACUUAAAUCAUAUGAAUUCUUCUUCUUCAAUUGUGCAAGACAAUCAGUAUCAAUAAUUGUAUAUCCAAAAGAUGUACCUCAAGUUUUGAUGGUUGAAAGACAUUUAUAACUUAAUAUAUAAAUGUGACUUGAGACAUUCUUUUUAAAUUCAUUUCUAUUUCGUAUUAUAUUAUACACGAAGAUAAACAAUAAGAAGAAGAAUAUAUUUUGUUUCUCCUUUCUUUCUCCAUUUCGAUCUCUCUAUAUAAAAAUGUAAAGUUAUUUUAUUAUUUUAUUCAUAAUAAUUUAUUAAUAUACUAUUUGUAUAAUAUUCCUUGGCAAUGAAAACAUUUUUCAAAAAUGUCAGAAUAUAUAAAUUAAAAAAUGGAUCUAUAGACGGUUGCUAUUAAAUUCUUAUUUUUAUGUGGAUUAUUUAAGUAAUAUAUGAAAAAAAAAAAACAUUUUUGGGUUUUAUUCAUUGAAUCAAUUGCAUUAAAAAAAGGAAAAAGGUUUUGUCUAGUGAGAAGAGUUAUGGUACUACCAAUUAAAAGACGGUAAGUCUGUCUAACUACUCUGUACUAUAUCUAAGUACAUUUGAUUAUAAUUCAAAAAUACUAAUUUUUGUCUAAUUUUGCCGAAUUUUAGACGUAAGAGAAAACCAACGACAGCUAAUCGUUUACCGAGUUUAUACAGUGAAAUGUUACUUAAAUCUGAAUCUGACUAUCGAACAGAAUUAAAACGACGUCUUGAUCGUAUUACAUCUGAAAAUCAAAAUGAUAUUCGACGACGUUUGAACAAUGAUCACGUCUUUCAACAUGAGUUAUUAACAAAGAGACAACAAUGGCUUAUAACAGAUAAAUCUUAUCGAGAUACAUGUCGAAGUUUGUGGUAUAAAAAUGAGUCAACAAAUAUUGAAGAUCAAUUUACUAUAAGAAAUUUAUCAUCAAAAUUUGGUCAAAAAUUAGAUUUAAAUAAUUCAUCAUCAAAAACAGGCUUUUUACCAAAGAUUAAUAAUCAUUAUGAACAAUAUUUUAAUGAAAAUUUAAGUGUUAUCAAAGAAGAGAAUAGUGAUAUAAAUUGUGCAUUAAAUAAUGAAAUGAUAAAACGUAAUUUUCUUGAGAAACAACCGGUAAUGUUGGAAAUUCAUUUUGCUCCCCAUUCAUCAAAGAGUCUACGUAAUAAGCAAAAUAAAGAAAUGAGAAAACAAAGUGCACAACGUAAACAAACUGAAAUUCAAAAACAUGCUUUAACCGAUCCCCGUUUUAGAAAACUUGUGAGUACGUUAGAAGGAACCAAAUUACCUCCUUUAUACGGUCGUAAACGACCGUAUACGGCAAUGUACGGCGAUAUACAUCAGCCGUAUACGGCGGUUGUAUUACGACGAAAUACGGCGGUUUACGACUGUCGUAUACGGUGA